Molecule: messenger RNA, 7386 nt
Organism: Labeo rohita (rohu)
Lineage: Eukaryota; Metazoa; Chordata; Actinopteri; Cypriniformes; Cyprinidae
Gene: lingo4a
Product: leucine rich repeat and Ig domain containing 4a
Exons: 4
Coding region: 307-2121 (604 amino acids)
Molecular function (GO): protein binding
Source: RefSeq, a predicted model, not a curated record
CCGGUGCUGCUUGACUCGACGCUGGGAGUUCGCGCGCGCACAUGGACGCGAUGAAAUUACCGGAGCGGACGUUUCCAGGGAUUUCUCUGCACCUCGACGCCGGGGAAGUAAAGUUUCCUCCGGAUUCGCGCGGUUUGAUCGAGUCUCAGGUAAACACACCUGUGCGCCGAUGACGGAGUUCGCGCUUCAGACGCCUGGCAGCAGGCUGUGAGAGGGCGAUCAGAGACUUUGGUAAUUGUUGGUAAUGAGAAGGAGCGGCUCCUCUGUCAGCUGGUUUUUCUCCUGCUGAAUUAUGCGGGUCUCCAGAUGUGUGUGGCUGCUGAUUGGAGGAGGCUGUACUGGUGGGUGGUCCUCCAGUGGCUAGUGGGCGUGGCUCUAUCAGCGCCCUGUGCCCAGCGCUGUGACUGUUUGCCAAAGCUCCUAACAGUGAACUGUUCAUCAAGACAACUGUCUAUCGUUCCCUCAGGCGUUCCUGACAACACCCAGACACUUAACUUAACCAACAACCACUUAAAGACUCUGUCGAGGCGGCAGUUCUCCGGCCUGAUGCAGUUACGUGAGCUGGACCUCAGCGACAAUCUGCUGACGAUGAUCGAGGUCGAAGCCUUCGCCGGAUUGCAGAACCUCCUUGCGCUGAGGUUAUCCCGCAACCGGUUGAAGAUCAUCCCGGUCGGAGGCUUUUCCGGCCUCCCCAACGUGCAGUUUCUGGAUAUUAGCGAGAACGAGAUCUUGGUGCUCCUGGACGACAUGUUCCGUGAGAUGGUGUCGCUCCAGAAGCUGGAGGCCAGCGAGAACGAUCUGGUGUUCAUCUCCAACCGCGCCUUCGCCGGCCUAACCAACCUGCAGGAGCUGAACCUCGACCGCUGCAACCUGACGUCGGUGCCGAUCGAAGCCCUGUCGCAGCUCACCGGACUCAUGCGCUUGCGUUUCUGCAGACUCGGUCUUACAACGCUCCCCAACAACUCCUUCCGCCAAUUGGGACGUUUGCAGGAUUUGCAAGUGUCUCAGUGUCCUUGGUUGGACUCGUUGGCUGCUAACAGUCUGUUCGGACUCAAUCUCACGUCGUUGACACUUAGCCAUUGCAACCUGAGCGCCGUGCCGUAUUCCCCGCUCCAUCACCUCGUCUACUUGCGAUACCUAGACUUGUCCUACAACCCAAUCACCACCAUCCUUUCCAGUCUCCUCGGGGACUUGCUACGACUCCAAGAGCUGCAUCUAGUCGGCACAGGGCUUCUACGGAUUGAACCGGGCGCUUUCCGCAACCUUGCGUUUUUCCGGCUCCUCAACGUGUCGGAGAAUCACUUGGCGACUCUGGAGGAGUCUGCCUUCCACUCGGUCAGUACUUUAGAGGUCCUACGUUUAGACGGGAACCCGUUGGCGUGCGAUUGCCGACUUCUUUGGGUGAUGCGCAGACGCCCUUGGCUUCACUUCGAAGGACAUUCGCCAACUUGCGUUACACCUGUGCAGGUGCAAGGCAGGACGUUUGCCGACUUCACGGAGGUUGAGAUUCCCAGGUUGUUCACCUGCCGACAAUCUCGCAUUCUUACUCGAAAGCCGCAAGAUGUUCGGACAGACGAAGGACAUACGGUUUUAUUCUUCUGCACUGCAGAUGGAGACCCAGCACCGUCAAUUAUAUGGCUGAAUCCGAAACGCUCCGUCCUCACCAGCUCGGGUCGGAUUCGCGUACUCGCCAACGGGACCCUGGAAGUGCGCUAUGCGCAGGUACAGGAUAGCGGGUACUACUUGUGCAUCGCUUCGAAUGCUGCAGGGAACGACAGCGUCUCGGUGAGCCUGCGGGUGCGAGGGUUUCCAGCGUCCGCUCGCAACCGCUCCAGCUCAUUCUUUCUGGAAGGCUGGAGCUUCGCGUCCGGACAAGCGGCAGUCAAUGGAUCGCAACCGUUUCCGUUUGACGUGAAAACACUGGUGAUUGCCGUGACCAUGGGGUUCCUGUCGUUCCUGAGCUCGGUGGCCGUCUGCUUCGUCUUCAUGUUUUUCUGGAGUCAGAGCAAAGGACAGAUCAAACACACGGCGACUAUCGACUUUGUGCCGCGCAGCACUGCCACGGCGUCCGGAGGCGGACGGACUAUGGAGACGGGAAGAUUCACCAUGAAGCUGAUCUGAGAACUACAAAACUGAGAACAUGAGGUGUUUGAGGUGCUACUAGAUAUCAAGAGUUUCAGCAUGAGGGUAAGAUGCAUGAAGCUCCUCUUCUGAAUGUCGUUCACUGCCCAAAAUUGUUUUUCUUCAGUGCUUCUGUCUCAUUUCCAAGUACAAAUAUAUAAACAUUCUUAAAGGGUUGGAUUAACAGAAAAUGAAAAUUAGUCCAUGAUUUACUCACCCUCAUGGCAUCCUAGGUGUAUACAGUCAUGGCUAAACAUAUUUUUGUCAGAAAAUGCAACCCUUCUCUCAGGAAAUUGUUGCAGUUGCAAAUGUGAGAAGAAAAGUCAAAUCUGAUACAAUUUCACACGGAACCCAAAAAAGGGACUGGAAAAAAUUAUUGGCACCCUUAACUUAAUAUUUGGUAGCACCCCCUUUGGAAAAAAUAACUGAAAUCAGUCGCUUCCUGUAACCAUGAAUGAGUUUCUUACACCUCUCUACUGGAAUUUCCUUUGUAACCAUUUCUGAGUGCUUUUUGAAGUGUGUUUCGGGUCAUUGUCCUGCUGGAAGACCCAUGACCAUCAGAUUUCAUUAAACCAUUCACAUAGUCAAGGCAUCCAGUGCCAGAAGUGGCAAAACAACCCCAAAACAUCUUUGAACCUCCACCAUGUUUGACUGUAGGGACUGUGUUCUUUUCUUUGAAGGCCUCAUUUCUUUUUGUGUAAACAGUGCCAUGGUGUCCUUUAUCAAAAAGCUUUACUUUUGUCUCCUCUGUCCACAGUACGUUCUCCGAGAAGGAUUGUAGUUUUGUCACAUAAGUUUUGGCAAACUUUUUUAUGCCUUUGUGUCAGCAGUGGUGUCCUCCUGGGUCUCCUACUAUAGCGUCCCUUUUCAUUGAUGGUGACGGAUAGUGUGAGCUGACACUGUUGUACCCUGUGUCUGCAGAUCAGUUUGAAUUUGUUUGGAAGUUAAUCUGGGUUCUUUAUUCACCAAUCCACAAUCCUUCAUUGUAAUUUUUCAUAAAUUUGGCUCUUCCGUCCAUGUCCAUGGAGGUUCGCUACAGUGCCAUGGACCGUAAACCUCUUGAUGAUAUUGUGCACAGUGGACACAGGAACAUUUAAGAUCUCUGGAGAUGGACUUGUAGCCUUGAGACUGUCCAUGUUUUUCCACCUUUUUUUUUUUCACUCAAAUCCACAGACAACUCUUGUGUGACACAAAGGUUGAGUCAACUUUUCUCAAUUUUAACUGGUUGCAAGUGUGAUUACUAUAUUGCCCACACCUGUUACUUGCCACAGGUGUGUCUAAAUACAAAUUACAGGAGCAUCACAUGCUUGAAAGGCAAUUAUUUCUUACAAUUUUGACAAGGUGGCAAUAAAUUUUGUCCAGGCCUAAUUUCGAGUUCUGUGUGAAAUUUUAUCAAGUUUGACUUUUCUUCUGUUUUUGUUUGUGUUGUUGGAGUGCAAACAAAAACAAUAAGCAUGUGAAUACCAAAACAUUUGCAAUUGGAACAGUUUUCUGAGAUAAGCGUUGCAUUUUCUGACAGAAUUGCAAGAGUGCAGAUAUUUUUGGCCAUGACUGUAUGACUUUCUUCUUUCAGAUGAAUCCAAUCUGAGUUGUAUUAAAAAUUAUUCUGGCUCACUUAAGCUUAAUAAUUACAGCGGGUGUGUGUUUCUUUUCAUCAGUCCAAAACAAGUCCAAUAAAGUGCAUCCAUCCAUAAUAAAAACUGCCUCACAUGGCUGCCGGGGGUGAAUAAAGGCCUCCUGUAGCGGAUUGAUGCAUCUUUGUAAGAAAAAUAUCCAUAUUUAAAAUGUAAGAAUCACUUUAAUCUAGCUUGUGUUUACAGUUGUACAGGGAUGUUUUCAUUGCACAUCCACAGGUGAGAAGUGAUGAAUGCAGAUGUACAGUGAAGAGACCAAAACAAAACAGCGGUCACGAAUUAGAAGUUCAAAACAAGACUGGUUUUCCUUUGCUAAAACUUCGCUUCCUUUGCUUCUGUAAACAAACGUUGGUUUGUGUUCAGGUUGUGGAGAGGCUUCCAUGAACAACUGUUAGCGCAAGCUAGAGAAAAGUGAUUUUUAUGUUUUAAUUAUGGAUAUUUUCUCUUACAAAAAUGCAGCAAUUUGCUACAGGAGGCCUUUAUUCAGCCCCUUGCAAUGUGGCCAAGUCUGCGGGUUUCCCGUGAAACUGGGCUAUUUUAACAUUGUUGCCGCGGGUUGUGUUUCAUGUCUGUGGGUUUAAGCAACUCCAGUAACGUCAUAUUUAGCUCCUGGAGUGUGUGAACAAAAACGUGUAUAUUACACCCUUGGGCUAGUUUUGAGUUGAAAUUGAGUGGGUUUUGUUGUGAAAACCUGGCAACCCUGCCCCUGGAGCCAUGUGAGGCAUUUUUUUAUUAAGGAUGGAUGCACUUUAUUGGACUGUUGAACAGAAACACCCACUCACUGCCAUUAUAAAGCUUGGAAGAGCCAGGAUAGUUUUUAAUAUAACUCUGAUUGCAUUUGUCUGAAAGAUGAAAGUCAUAUACACCUAGGAUGCCUUGAGAGAGUAAACAAUGGGCUAAUUUUCAUUUUUGGGUAAACUAUCCCUUGAAUUUAAAAUGCAUUUAGUAGAGAUGCAUAAUGACAGAUGAUGAUAAGUCUUGUUUUCUGAAUAAAUGAAAUGUGAAAUUUUUAUGCUUAAAAGAAGAACAAAUAUUAAAUGGAUAGAAAGACAAAAACUAUGGGAUCAGAAAAUCAACUUGGCAGAUAUUUGUUCCUCAUUUUAAAGGUGCUGUAUGUAAUAUUGACAGCUAGUGGCUGAAAUGGGUACUGCAGUCCAAAUUCAUAACAAUGGAGAGAGUCGUUUCUGCCGCCUCUCCUCUUCAGACAUGAUGCUCAGACGGGUUGCCAGAUGCUACAAGGAAGUGUUAAGCCCUAAGUAUACUUUGUUUUUGUAUGUGUACGUUAGCAUAAGUGUACAGUUGAAUGCGUAACCUUUCAAAGUGUACUGCAGUUAAUGUGCAUGAAAGGACGCAGUCAACAUAUGCGCUCUACAAAGCUUGUCCAUUGUCUGUGCUAUUUUUUUCCAUAAGUUAUGACCAAUAACAAUUAUUUUUGAACUCAUUUAAACAAAAGGCUGGGCUGUCUUGUACCCUCUCACUUACAAGCGCUUGUCAGUGUGAGCUUCUGUUGUUGUUGUUUCAUCUCUUCAGUUUUUUUUUUUUUUUUACUAUAAACAUUUUUUACUAUUGCCACCUUGUGGAACAACUGAUUAUUGCAAAACAAAUUCAAUUUGCAUGUUUGAUCUGGGCAUACAAAGUACACAAGCUCACAAAAAUCGGGUGGUGCACAUACUAUUCUAGUGACAAAAUUCACGUCACGUGCUCUGUACGCUGAUCCUCAUGUAUGUGUAAAAAGUGAGGUAUGCUUUGGGCUUUAGCCAGUGUUGCCAAGUCUGCGGUUUUCCUGCGAAAUUGGGCUACUUCAACACUGUUGCUGCUGGUUGUUUUUGUUGUCCACGGGUUGAAGCAACCACAAUAACACCAUAUUUAGCCCCUAAAAUACGAAUUUACCAAGUGUUUAUUGUAAUACACAAAAAUGUUUAUUUUAUGCCCUGGAACGCAAUUUUUAAUGGGGACCAAUUGGGGUAGUUUUGGACAAGUUUUAAGUAGCAGUUGGGAAGGUUUUGUUGUGAAAAUCUGGCAACCCUGGCAUUAGGCAAGAAGUUAAUGAGCUGAUUUAUCUACAUUUUAAUAUUUCUUAAGUCAUAGAGCUUUUUAGAUGGAUCCUGAAGUAUUUUAGACUGGUAGAAUCUGUGAUCUCUGACAAAGUUUGUUUGGCUGCAAUAUGCUGUGUUUUCCAGCAACUGGCAACCCAGGGUGUUGAAAUCCUAUUGGGUAAACUAGCAGUGGGUGGAGUCCAAAACAAAAACAUUCCAACACACAUUAGAGUAGAGUAGUUUUUCAGAGAAAUGAGUAGAUAAACUUAGCAUGUUACCUAAAUAUCUGCAAACAUGUUUUGGUACUUUUUAUGCUUUAGUUCAGUCAAAAAAUGACAUGCAACACCUUUAACCCUCUUAUUGUUUCACAGGUCAGUUUGACCAAUGUUUGAUAUUCAAACUGUAUGAAAUGUUUGGACGUGCUGAUGUGUUUUGAAAAGCCUGUACAAAUUUCGGGGACUCUGAAGGUGUUGAGGUUUUCCAUUGAUUGACACUGAUUUGAACUAACAAGUGUUAGUUAAAAAACAGAAAACUUUAAGCUUGGCAAAGCCUAAAAUAUAAAAUAUAAAAAAAUAAAUGAAAUUUAAGUCUCAGGGUUUACUAGAAAUGAUCUUCCAAAUAAUGAACAGAAAUAAAUAUAAAUAAUGUGAGUUAUUAUUUAUUUAGCAUUUUCUUUUUACACAUUUGCAAUAUAAAAGUAGUUAAUAACAGCAGCCAUGAGAAAGAGAAAAAACAAAACAAAAAAACAUUUUUUUUGAACAUUGAAAUAUUUUGGUCAAAUUGACCCGAAACACCAAUAGAGGACUUAAAAAAAACAAAACAAAAAAAAAACAAAACGCAACAUAAAUUCAUAAUUUCUCAUAAUUUAUUGUUAUUAUUGCACGGAAACACAAAAGUCAAACUCCCUUCAGUUUGAUCCGUUUCUCAGAAAACAAGACUUCUUGUCAUUUUGCAUCUCAAGUGUUGAUUUAAGGAUGUUUAGAAAUUUAUCCUGAACAAAUCAAACACCAUGACUUCAGCAGUGAUUCUCUUGAGCUUAUAGUGUGAUUUUUACUGAUGGUACAUGAUGUUAAAUCUCAAGAAACUUUAUAUUUUCCUGUUUCACACGUCUGCAGAACAUGCUUUGGCGUCUACAUUUUUGAGUUUGGGUUGAAUUUGUCAUUUGGAUAUAAAUGUAAUCACGUUUUUAAUCAUUUAUGUUUGUGAGAUGAUGAGCUUUUAAAAGGUUGUGAGGCUUUAAAUCAGAUCAUUUUCGCAUGAGCUGCAUGAAUGCAUGUGUGAGACGCUCGGAUCACAUUAUUAGCAUCUGUAAACAGGAAAAAGUGCAAUAUUGAGGCUUUAACUGAACAGAAGAAACAGGAGAAAAGAUCUCAGGUUAAACUGAGAAGGUUCAUUCAUGUUCAGUAAACCCUGAAGUAAUUCUAUGAUUCAUUUAGUGUAUGAAACAACAGAAAUAUUGAAUGCGCUGCAUCUCAGGUUUGUGUGAAUGUCUGGAACGACUGCAUGUGUUUUUCUAUGGUAGUUUUGCUGAUGAUGCUUUUAGAUACAACAGCAACCACAGAUGUUUAACUCUGCUGUGUGUUUGCUUUAGAAAA